ACUACUUAGCUUUUUUCUAAUUUUUAAAUUAAGUCCAAUAGUCCAUUAGCCUUUAGGUACUUAAUAUUAUAGUGUUAUUAGUGUUAAAAUAUAAAAAUAUAUACAUAGUUUAUAAUAAAACGUGCAAUACAUCAUUACCAUUUACCUGUAUCAAGUGUAUGGCUGUUUGGAUUAUGGACACUGGAUUACUAAAACAAGGUUUAUUUCAUAGAGUAAUACUUGAUGAGAACAAAAAAAUAAUAAGCCACCAAUAUAAACAGAAAGUUCGUUAAACCGUAUAUAUUAUAAUUUUCAGCUCAUCGGGGUGAGAUGAUUAAAUGAAGAUGGAUGAACAUGGCUGUUUCUUCGGCAAUGGCGGCACUCUAGCUACGUUUCACCGGAAGAGUAGAUGUUUACGAUUCUGUAUUCUGAAGCGUUUCCUCAUGGGCGUCGCAGUUCACGUUACGGAUUCCGCCGAAAGAGUCGAUAAUUAAAAAAUGGUAUUCGUCAGUGAACAUUUUCAAACUGGGAAUAAUAUAUCAUAAGCAGAUUGAAAUGUGUGAACGUUUCAGUGUUUCGAAGACUAAGUUUCGUAGCAGAUUUUGAUUCCGUCACGGGGACACGAUUCACGGAUUAACCAGGCGUGGGAAUAUAUCCAUAAUUAAUUGAACAACGUCCAGUGAAGUCUACUCUAAUACCUAAGAAAUCCUCUACCAACAGUCUUGCUACCUGCAAAUUAGAAACUAAGCAGUUAUCCCAAUUGCUAGUUUAUAACACUGGCGCAGUCGAGUACGGAACUUCCAAGGAGAUUGAGGCGAGUCGAGCAGUCAAAACAGCGGAAAUCAACAGAAGAAGUGCAGAAGUGACACAGCGGUUCGAUUCAAAUCAACUACAUGGAGGCAACUUUUCAAGUCACAGUCGAGGACCGAUCACCCUUGAAAACUCCGGGAAGCGACGAACAAAUUGAAGACAGGCAAGCAGACGAAAAUAAAAAAAGAAAUGAACAGAGCAGUAGGUGCAGGGAUUAUUUGGCAGUUGCAUAUUCUGUUACCAUGAAUUCCGCCUCGACAGCUCGAGUAAAAGAGAAGAUUCGUUAUGAUAUAAAUGUCCAUCGUAAUCAACACAAACAAAUACUAUUAAAUUCAAGACGAGGAGUUGUAGUCGAGGAAGAAGAUAAUGUAUUUACUGUUGAAGACAUGCAUAAUUUGGCACAAGAAAUUAAACAUAAAAAACAAAUUACUGUUGAACAAUUAAGGUUAUUAAAAAAUGGUUUUCUGAACGGUAUAGACUUUGUUUCAGAAUUUUACCAUGUUCAAGGGGCUACUGAAUCCUUACUUCAUCUUGCAACUGGUAAUAAAAAUGAAGAAGUACAGUUAGCAGCACUUGAAUGUUUUUGUAACAUGACCUUAGGAGAUAGAAAGACAUGUUUAAAAUUGACAAAAUUAAUUAUACCAUACUUGAUGAUGUACAUCAAUCAUUUGAAUUUCAAUAUAUCAGCUAUGUGUAUCUGGACUCUUGGAAAUUUGAGUGAUUCUAGUCCAGGUUCAUGUAAAGUGCUUCAAAGUCAAAAUUUCUUUGAUGCACUGGUUGAUCGCUUACAUAACUCAACCUGUGAUGAUGUUAUUUUCAAUACCUUUUAUGCCUUAAGACUUUUUCUUAAAAACUACCUGAUUCAUUUAAAGAUUGAUGAUCUACACAAAUUGCUACUCGCAUGUUAUGGACGAUUGAACACAUGGAAAGAAUCAUUUUGGAUUGUGUAUCAAAUUUCUUGUUGUCAACAAAUUAAAUUGCACAAUUCAGAAUGUAUGGAACGUUUAUUGAACACCUUUAAUGAAGAUAUAAUCGAUAUAACGUGUUUAGUGCCUAUUUUAAGAACAUUUAGUAAUAUUAUAGCUCACGAUAGUACUGGUCAUUCCGCAUAUGUAUUUCUUUAUGCAUUACUAUGUGAAAAAGGAUCUAUUAUAAGAAAUAUUUUGAUUAAAAAUAGAGAUAUUAAUUUAAAUGAUGAAUGUGCUUGGUUGUUAGGUAAUGCUUUUAAUGCAUUAAAUAUUAACGAACUUAACGGAAAUGACCAUUUGACACACACAGAAACCUUUGAUGAAAUUUGUGAUUACCUUUUGGUAUAAAUUUGUAUGUGUUGACAAUUUCCAUAAAUAUGAAUUUUAUUGUGAUUUUUUUUUUAAUUUUAACCUAUUUGUUAAACUGUAUACACAUAUUGUUAGUAUACAUUAUUUUUAUUUUUAAAACUACAACCAAUGUAUGUAUCAUUUUUUUAUAUUUAUCAUACAUGAUUUUUUUUUAAUGCUCAACACUGCACUGUUAAAUUUAUAAUGUGCUAGUAUAUAAUUUGUAUUUAUUUAUUUUUAUUUUUAAAAUUAUACAAUAUGUAUAAGA
This is a messenger RNA of Metopolophium dirhodum (rose-grain aphid), 2373 nucleotides long. RefSeq lists its product as uncharacterized. The coding region runs from base 873 to 2105 and encodes 410 amino acids. Lineage: Eukaryota; Metazoa; Arthropoda; Insecta; Hemiptera; Aphididae. The transcript has 10 exons. The record is from RefSeq and is a predicted model, not a curated record.